Epinephelus fuscoguttatus (brown-marbled grouper) is the source of this 1646-nucleotide messenger RNA. RefSeq names its product ribokinase (gene rbks). The record is from RefSeq and is a predicted model, not a curated record. NCBI's taxonomy places the organism in Eukaryota, Metazoa, Chordata, Actinopteri, Perciformes, Serranidae. Bases 94 to 1032 code for a protein of 312 amino acids. The transcript is spliced from 9 exons. Gene Ontology annotation, biological process: D-ribose metabolic process. Gene Ontology annotation, molecular function: ribokinase activity.
GCUAGGCAGCUGUCAUUGUGCACUUUGGCCAUCACUUGUCAGUUGUGGGUGUUGAGUUGUCCACUCUACAAGAACAAAUUUGAAUGCAAGAUCAUGACUGAAGCGGCCUUUGAUGUGAUGGUGGUUGGCUCCUGUAUGACUGACUUGGUGAGCCAGGCACCGAGGCUACCCAAAGCCGGGGAAACCAUCCAUGGUCACAAGUUCUUCAUCGGCUUCGGAGGUAAAGGGGCCAAUCAGUGCAUACAGGCUGCAAGACUGGGGGCCAAAACCGCUAUGGUCUGUAAGGUUGGUAAAGACUUCUUUGGAGACAAUUACAUUCAGAAUUUCAAGAACAAUGGUGUACACACAGAUUUUGCAGGGCAGACCUCUGACGCAGCCACAGGAGCUGCCUCCAUCAUUGUCAACAAUGCAGGUGAGAAUGCCAUUGUGAUCGUAGCCGGUGCCAACAUGCUGCUGGGCAGCGAGGAGCUGCAGAAAGCGCUUCCAGCCAUCAGUCAUACAAAAGUGCUGGUGUGCCAGCUGGAGAUCAGCCCACAGACAUCCCUGCAGGCACUACGCAUGGCUCAGGAGAACAAAGUAAAGACAAUAUUCAACCCAGCGCCGGCCAUUCCUGACUUGGAUGCAGAUUUCUACAGAGCCUCUGAUGUGUUUUGCUGUAAUGAGUCUGAGGCUGAGCUGCUGACUGGUUUCUCAGUGGCCAAUGUGGAGGAAGCACAUCGGGCUGGUCAGGAGCUGCUGAAGCGAGGCUGUGGGUCAGUCAUCAUCACUUUGGGAGCUCAAGGCUGUGUGGUGGUCAAGGCACAGGAGUCUGCCUCAAAGCAUGUGCAAAGUACCCCAGUGAAAACAGUGGACACCACGGGCGCUGGAGACAGCUUUAUUGGAGCACUGGCGUUUUACAUGGCUCAUUAUCCUACAAUGCCUCUGGAGGAGAUGGCCCGCAGAGCCAAUCAGGUGGCGGGAGUGAGCGUGCAGGCUGUUGGCACGCAGACGUCUUACCCAUUCAAAAAGGACCUGCCAGCUGAACUGUUCUGAGAGCAGCAACUCGGUUCGGGGAUACUACUGUGUGUGGACCACAGCUGGAAUGGGUCCCGCAAACACAACUCUGAUAUGACAUGAGCUGCUUUAAUGAAAGAAUGAACAAUGCAAUGAAACGACUGAGGACUGUUAAUGAUGUAACUGAUGUCAAAUAAGGCUGACCGUGAUUUCAAUUUGACUGUCAAUAUAACAGUUUUAUGUGAUAACAAGCCAACUUACAACAAUAUCAGUCAUUUUAAAUUGUUUAAUAAUUAACAAACAUCCUAACAUGUAUCUUGUACUGCACAUAAUUUACUUAAUUUAUGUAAUUAGCCCAAAUAUAUCAUGUUUCACAAAUAUUUUUUUUUACAGGUAAUCAAUGGUGACAUACAACCCCAACGAAUAACAUCACUUUGACAUGAGUAGUAGAUUAAAAUGAUGGAAGUCGAGACUCUCUUGAAGCUCUGCCGGGGUUUGCAUCAUGCUCAACUGGCGCAGUGGGGAGAGAAGAAGCUUUCUGACAGAUCCCCGAAGAAAUCCUCUGACAAAAUUUCAGCCAGCCAAACAGAGAUGUUGACUGAUGAAACACCUUGUAUAAUCCAUGACAAUAAAAAAUAGUCUGUUUAAACCUA